UUGAAUUGAGCUGUGCGAUAAUAAGCCUCUGAUGUUGUAUUAAUGGCUAACGUGUCCACCUGUGUGUGCCUGUCAGCCUAUAAGAGCGAGAUCAUGAAGGUGGGUCUGCUGAGGUGUCGCGAGGAGCCUCCGAAGCUCCUUCAGGGGACCAGGUUCCAGGAGAGAACGUUCCAGAUUCGAGACCACAAACUGCUGCUGCUCAAAGACAAGAAGAGCAUCAAACCUGAGAAGGAGUGGGCUCUGAAAUCCUUAAAGAUCUACAUCGGCAUCCGCAAGAAGCUGAAGGCUCCAACCAGGUGGGGCUUCACAGUGAUGUCAGACAAACACCAGCUGUACCUGUGCUGCAGCAGCGAGGCCGAGCUGUGGGAUUGGAUCACGAGCCUUCUCAGAGCUCAGAACGAUGACCCAGGUCCUCCGGCGCUGCGCCGCCACUCCUCCUCUGACAUCUCCAAGCAGAAGUUCGGAACGAUGCCGCUCGUCUCCAUCAGAGGAGACGAGAGCAACAGCAGCAUGCUGUCAGCCAAUCAGACGCUGAGGAAACUACACGACCGGAGAACUCUCUCCAUGUACUUUCCCAUGAAGGUCCAGCAGGACUCGUUCGAGGAGCGCUCAGAGUCUCCUGACCUGCCUGAGCCGCUCUACGAGGAGGUCGGCGACUUCGGCCUGCAGGUCCUGAAGUCUCUGGAGACCAGCUUCCUGUCCAGCAGCAUUGCAGAGACCCAGGAAGUGCCAGACCACUUCAGGUGAGACGUGGUCUCACCACCAGGUGAGACCACGU
This is a messenger RNA of Oreochromis niloticus (Nile tilapia), 778 nucleotides long. Its product is annotated as arf-GAP with Rho-GAP domain, ANK repeat and PH domain-containing protein 3. The transcript is spliced from 7 exons. Gene Ontology annotation, cellular component: cytoplasm. The record is from RefSeq and is a predicted model, not a curated record. Gene Ontology annotation, molecular function: phosphatidylinositol-3,4,5-trisphosphate binding. Lineage: Eukaryota; Metazoa; Chordata; Actinopteri; Cichliformes; Cichlidae. The coding region runs from base 43 to 747 and encodes 234 amino acids.